CCAAGAUGCCAAUUCUGCUGAAGCUGCUUUUUAAUUCCUCUAAUGAUCGAGACCCGACUGCGCAUUGGGUGAGUUAAGCUGUUGCAGUGGUGGACAUACGAAACGAGUUCAGCAUCUGAUUCCAACCUUGCAAUAGUUUGGCUGGCGUUGGUCAUCCCAAGCAAAAAGCUCAAUUAGCAUCCUUUGAUAAUGGAUGAGUAGUUGAUUGAGUGAAACAGUCCGAGGCGCCAGCAAGCGACAUCUGACAUAUAUAUGAUUAUGUCCGCGCGGGGAAAACCCGCACUAGAACAAAAUCAAAAAACACAAGCAAGCAAGACACAAAAAGGAAACAAAGAAAGAAGAAGAAUAUAAAGAAAAAUAAAAAUGUCUUUCACUGGAACUUUGGAUAAAUGCAAGGCUUGUGACAAGACUGUCCAUGUGGUGGACAUGAUGACCCUUGAAGGUACUCCUUACCAUAAAUCGUGCUUCAAGUGCAGCCACUGCAAGGGAUUUCUUUCGAUGAGCAGCUACUCCUGGAUGGAUGGCGUCCUCUACUGCAAACCCCAUUUUGAGCAGCUUUUCAAGGAAUCUGGCAAUUUCAGCAAGAACUUUCAGUCAGCAAGGUCCGUUGAGAAGAAUGAUCUGUCCAGAACUUCAAGCAAGCUGUCUUCCAUGUUCAGUGGGACCCAGGACAAGUGCUCCGUGUGUGGAAAGACAGUGUAUCCUCUGGAGAAGAUGACGCUGGAAGGAGAGUGCUUCCACAAGUCGUGCUUCAGGUGUGCUCAUGCGGGGUGCCCUCUGACCCAUUCGUCCUACGCCGCCCUGGACGGCGUCCUGUAUUGCAGGCACCACUUUGCUCAGCUAUUCAUGGAGAAAGGAAAUUACAACCAUGUCCUCCAAGCUGCCGCCCACAAGCGCAGUGCCAGCUCUGGCACUCCUCCUCCUGAACCUGCCACUGAAGACGAUGCCCCUAGCCCUCAUCACGAGGACGACAAGAAGGACGACCCCAAAGAUGACCCUGAAGAAGAACAGCAUCACUCUUAGAUCCUUCCCCAAAACACUCCUUAUACGUAUAUGCUUUUUUUCGCUUCUUCUUCUUGUUUUUUUUUUUUUUUUUUGGUGGCCGACUGGUCUCGUUCCUUUCUUCCGUUUUUGGUUCUGUUUCCAGUUUCUCAUUCGCCGUCUCACAUUUUUGGUCACCAUGUUUCUGAGGUGAAUCCUCUAUUCAAACAAAAAAUUCAGCAAUAACUAUUCUUUCAUUCUUAUCA
This is a messenger RNA of Prosopis cineraria, 1247 nucleotides long. Its product is annotated as LIM domain-containing protein PLIM2b-like. Gene Ontology annotation, cellular component: plasma membrane; actin cytoskeleton. NCBI's taxonomy places the organism in Eukaryota, Viridiplantae, Streptophyta, Magnoliopsida, Fabales, Fabaceae. The transcript has 6 exons. The coding region runs from base 364 to 1023 and encodes 219 amino acids. Gene Ontology annotation, biological process: actin filament bundle assembly. The record is from RefSeq and is a predicted model, not a curated record. Gene Ontology annotation, molecular function: actin filament binding.